CAGUAAAACAAAAAAAUUACCCUUUACUUUAGGAUUAGCGGCCAUGGAGUUCUUCCUUUCAUUCAUGACUGCUGCGGUGGCCAUAUUUGCCUUUCUUCUUUUUCUUUAUUAUGCUGUGCGCAUGGUAAGCAGUGGACAAAGAGACAGCACUGGUAAGGGAAGAGAAGCACCGGAAGCUGCCGGUGCAUGGCCUUUGAUGGGCCACCUCCAUUUGUUGGGAGGACCCGAACUGCCAUACAAGAUACUAGGAGCCAUGGCCGACAAGUACGGACCGGUCUUCACUAUCCGGCUAGGAGUUCACCGAGCCCUGGUGGUGAGUAAUUCGGAGAUGGUAAAGGAGUGCUUCACCACCAAUGACAAAGCCUUCUCCAAUCGCCCAAAAAGCAUAGCAGUGGAGCACAUGUGCUACAACUAUGCCAUGUUCGGCUUUAGCCCUUACGGUCCAUACUGGCGCGAAAUGCACAAGAUUACCACCCUUGAGCUUCUCUCCAACCACCGCCUCGCCACGUUCAACCACAUCCGUGAAUCUGAGGUGAAGGCAUCGAUUAAAAACAUUUAUGAGCAAUGGGUGAAGAAAAACAACAGCACAAGUGCUUCAAAUUAUAAGGUACCGGUGGUGGUGGAGAUGAAGAGAUGGUUUGGGGACAUAAACUUAAACUUGAUUUUUAGGAUUGUUGCGGGGAAGCGGUUUGUGGAGGGAGACACGGCGGAGGGUGAGAGGUGCCGGAAGUCGUUAAGGGAUUUUUUCGAGCUGAUGGGGGUGUUUACGGUGGCAGAUACGGUUCCAUUCUUGAGGUGGUUGGAUUUGGGGGGUUAUGAGAAGGCCAUGAAGAAGACAGCCAAGGAACUAGACUGUGUGCUUCAAGGGUGGUUGGAGGAACACAAGCAUAAAAGAAUUUCCGGCGAGGCCAAGGCUGAGCAAGACUUCAUGGACGUGUUGCUGUCCGUUCUCGAUGAUGGUGUCACCCAGGAGGGCCCCAAAUUUGAUGCUGAUACAAUCAACAAAGCUACUUGUCUGAGUCUUACUUUAGGGGCCACUGAUACCACAACAGUUACUCUUACAUGGGCUCUAGCUUUGCUUCUCAACAAUCGACAAGUACUAAAGAGGGCUCAAGAUGAGUUACAAACCCAUGUUGGCAACCAUAGGCAAGUGAAGGAAUCAGACAUGAAGGAAUUGCCUUACCUACAAGCCAUAGUCAAGGAAACACUACGUUUAUACCCACCUGCACAACUCUUACCACCACGAGAGGCUGUGGAAGACUGCUGUGUGGGCGGAUAUCAUGUCCCCACCGGCACUCGCCUUUUUCUAAAUGUUUGGAAGAUCCAUCGCAAUCCUCAAGUAUGGACAGACCCCUUAGAGUUUCAACCAGAAAGAUUUCUCACAAUUAACAUGGACGUCGAUGUGAGAGGCCAACAUUUUGAGUUGAUUCCAUUUGGAAGUGGUAGAAGAGCAUGCCCUGGAAUCUCUUUUGCACUUCAAGUUGUGCAAUUUUCGCUUGCUAGUCUACUACAUUCGUUUGAGUUUGCAACUCCAUCUUAUGAGGUUGUUGAUAUGACCGAGAGUAAUGGGUUCACCACUAUCAAAGCAACACCAUUACAAGUCUUACUCAUUCCGCGUUUGCCUGCUGAAAUUUAUGGAUGAUGCCUUAGCAUGAUAGGUAUACUCAUAUGUUUGGAUGUUAAUAACAUGGAAAUGUUGUAACUCUAAGAUAUGUUAAUUGCUACGA
Messenger RNA from Camellia sinensis, 1727 nucleotides. Its product is annotated as cytochrome P450 CYP82D47. The record is from RefSeq and is a predicted model, not a curated record. NCBI's taxonomy places the organism in Eukaryota, Viridiplantae, Streptophyta, Magnoliopsida, Ericales, Theaceae. Gene Ontology annotation, molecular function: monooxygenase activity; oxidoreductase activity, acting on paired donors, with incorporation or reduction of molecular oxygen; heme binding.